AUGCCGUCUCAGCAUCAACAUUGCCGAAAACCCAUGCCCUUGAACGAGGACAUCGUGACAUUUUAUCUCGAUGGCCGAACAACGCUUUCCGAACAUCUCCCCAGCGAAACCAUCGACGUGCCUUGUUCUCUAGUCACUCGAUCAUCACGACUCCACGCAAUCGUCGAGCAGCACAUGUCCCGCCAGCCCAAACCCUCCAUCAUCCCACUGACAAAUAUUGAUCCCGCGGGGUUCAAACUCUUCCUCGAUUACCUGACUAGCGGAUACAUUAGCUUUCCAGCUCCUUCUUCUGCUCUAGCGUCAUCCAACUUAUUCCUCCGCGACUGCAUCGACCUGGUGUAUGCGCAUAUCGUCGGUGGUCCGCUAGGUGAACCCGAUUUUCAAGACUACAUCAUCGACCAACUUUCGGAGCUCUUGUCUCCGAAACAAUGUGUGGAUCAAAAGAUUCUUGACGUAAUUUUCGUGGAUCCGACAGCAUCUAAUGUACUGAAGAGGUUUGUUGUAGAUAGGAUGUUUGCCGAGGACAGAAGGUUGGUGACCAUGUUACGAGGGCUACGAGAGAAUUGGGAUUACAAAUUUGGAGAGAGGAUAGGUUGCGAGUACCAUAUCCACGGACGAGGCGUGUGCUACAGAAAGGAUAAAUGUCUUGAAAUGCGCGAGCGACCGGCACAUCCGAAGCCCUGGAGUGCGGAUGAAGACCCAGAGUUGAAAGCCAUGGCCGAAUACUGUCUGGGAAAUACCAAGGGGGCAGUGCUUGCGUCCAAGAACAACAUGUCUACGGUAUUGAGUGGUACGUUGGUCGCCGGUACUGAGCACCUGGGGAACGACAGGGCACAUGCGCCAGAACCUUCACGCAUCUUGACGACUGGCAAUUCAACGGUCCACGGGCGUAGUCGAAAGUCGAAGCGUGCUCUUGCUUUAGAAAAUGACAAGCCAUUGCCUUUGCUACCCCCUUCCUCAGCUUCAGCUUGGUCGGCUUCGGGCUCACAGUCGCUCAUGUCCUCACUAUUGACAGGCAAGAACAGAAGAGACGACAACAGCGACGAAUCGACGCUGUUCUCAAAAUUGGAGCAGUCUCGCAGCUCUUUAGCAGUGCAAACUGAGAAUCUUGUAGCAGAGUGCCUUGGUCGACUGACGAGCUCCUUGAGCGCAACGGAGACUUGCAACUAUAACGAGGUCAAAAAGGGCCCUCUUGACGAUGAACUUACAACUGACCUUCUGCGGCCUGGUCUUCCGCGCAAGUUUCCAGAAGUUCCACAGCCCGACCACAAAGCGUUAGCACUGCUUCGAACGAGUACAUGCGAUGAUGAGGCGAUUUGCUUGGCAAGGCCAUUAAUCGACCGGAGCCCAUCACUCAGCCUCGCACCGCUUGUCAAGCGCAAAGAAGCACCUUCACGUGGCAGUGACUGGCUCGAACAACAGCAGCGAUUGUAUUUGCUGCAGGGAACACAGGGAUUUGGGCUUAGACCAAAUGAGAGGAAGAAAAAAACGUCAACAUGGCGGGACAUGAUGGGAGGUAUGAGAAGACGGGAAGAUGAGAGACCAGACUUGGAUGACAAAGGAAUGCAAUCAUAA
Molecule: messenger RNA, 1575 nt
Organism: Plenodomus lingam JN3
Lineage: Eukaryota; Fungi; Ascomycota; Dothideomycetes; Pleosporales; Leptosphaeriaceae
Source: RefSeq, a predicted model, not a curated record